Podarcis lilfordi (Lilford's wall lizard) is the source of this 30868-nucleotide messenger RNA. Lineage: Eukaryota; Metazoa; Chordata; Lepidosauria; Squamata; Lacertidae. The record is from the annotation of a GenBank genome assembly.
GCCGCCGUGGCCGCUUUGCCCGAGUGGAGAAGCCCGGCGCGGGCGCGGCGCUGACAGGAGCUGCGAAGGGCACAGAAGCAGCAGCAGCAGCAGCCAUGAGCGUCGACUGCGACGUGGUGGUGGUCGGCGCGGGCAUCUCAGGUGGGUGAGCUUCCCCGCUCUUUGCCCGCCCGGGUGACCCUUGUGAGGAAACCGGCCUGGCGGUGCUGCGGGAGGCGAGGGCGGGGAAAGGGUCGCGCCCUCAGUCACGGGAGACCGGCUGGGCGCGUUGGGGACAGUGGUGGCCCCGCGGGGAAAGGCGUCCGGGGUGAGGCGAGCUCGGGGAAAGGUCGUCGGCCGAGCUCGUGAGAGGAACUUGGUGGCGGAGGCUCCGGAGGCGCCUGGCCCCCUGUGAAGUCUGCCCCGGGCCAGCCGAGGCUCGGCGUUGGCUGCCUGUCGCCGACGGAGCCGGCUUCUGCUCGGGGUCAGAAGGCUGCUCACGCCGCGCCCCACUCCCUUGGGACUCGGGGUCCGGAGGAGCCACAGGGCUUUUGUCAGGCAGUUUGGCGGCUGCACCGCGCGAUGGAAGUUCUUGCGAGCCGAGAGAGUACAAGGGGCUUUCGUUUUCGCAGUGUUUCGUUGGUUUGUUUCUUGUCCCGCUGCGAUCGGUUUUACUCUGGUCUGCUUUGAAUCCAGGAGCUUGCUCUGCCCAUCCCCGCCCAGCGCGCUUUGCACCCAGACGGAUCAUAUCAGCAGUGAGAGGAAGGCUUUCGCCAAAGAGGAGAGGACAGGACCUGAGCAGGUGCUAGGGAAGACUUUCUCACGAUGAGAUACUGUGAUCCAUUGUGUGUGUGUUUAAAAGCCUUCACUGACGGAUAACGAAAGCAAUACAUUGAGUCGCCCCUUUAAAACACAUACACACAAAUUACCAAAACUGUUGACUUGCAGCGUUGCUCCCAGGAAAGCUGCUGGCACCUGUUGAGUUCCUCUUCUGUUUCUUUUCCUACCUGAGGCAGACACUUGCAUUCUGAUAUGGAAUACGUGUAUCUCAGCCAAGGGGGUUGGCAUUUUUUGUGCAAUCCUACAUGUGCCUACUCUCAGAAGUACGUCCCACUGAGUUCGGCAGUACAGUUGUAGUUGAUUGGCAGGUCUUGUGCAACACACACACACACAAGACUAGACUCCGUGCAUUAAGGAAACUAACAGGAAAAUGCACUGGAAAGUGUGAGUUAGCACUUGUUUUGACACAGCCAUUGAACAAAUCGGAAUCAAUGCUCUUUAAAUAGCUAGUAUCAUCUAAUUCCCAUGCAAACAAGUCUGGGUGGAUGCUCAGUUAACAGGUUGCUUGAAAGCACAGUGCUUACCCCUGUUGCACAAUAUGUGCUGCCCAGCUACUGUCUGUUACAUUAAAAUUAAUUCCCUUGGACACUUCAAACACAGGGCGUCUUUUUUUGAGAAUAACUUGUGUGCUAGAAAUAUAACACUGGAAGAACUAUAACCCACUUACUUGCCUUAUAACAAAGAGACAUGCUCCCUGCAGGCGUAAGAGUUCUGUCCUGUUUAACAAGCCUGCACUUGCAGAAAUAUAAUCCAGCUCUUGUAUUGCAUUUUCAAGGAUGUUCAAAAAUGAAUGUUGUCCCAAAGUGAACACCCAUGCCAUUCAAACCCUAUGUGGUGUUUUAUGUUUUUAUUGUUUAUUUGAGCAGACUGUUCAGCACCCUGAGCGCUUUUACAGAAUGUCAGCAUGGACGUUUUCAAAGCAAAUAAUAUACAUAUACAUAGGAGGAGGAGCCUUUGCUACAGCCUGGAAUUGUAAAAUUAAGAUGACAAAACACAUCUAUAGGAAAGUAGUAUAUAAACAGAAUAAGGAAGGCCAUGAGUCUGUGUACAAAUACCAGGAAGAACGUCCUACUGAAUUUCAGUACAACUUACUUCAGAGUUUGCAUGCACAAUUAGGCUACACUCUUGCACACACUUGCCUCAGAAGUAAGUACCUCUUGAAUUUUGGAGGAAGUCCUCCUAGCAUAGGGGUGCAAAGCUUCCUUUAUUUAGCUAUUUCACUGUCAGACUUUUAUUUAUUCUUCAUUUUUUUCUUCCAGUGCUUCAGAUUAGAAAAGAAAGGAUGUGUUAGCUAAGGGAGCAAACACACAUAGUGCCAGCCUUGUUCCUGUUUUUCAGUAGCAGUUGGCUGUAUCAUAUUGCUUUCUUGGAUGCUUGCCACAGCGAGAGCAUGUGGAAAACCUUUCAUUGACCUCUCUCCAAGCCUCUAUCUCAGGAAGCUACCAAAAAUCAGACAGAGCCCUUCAGACUGAGAGCAGCAUUAUUAUUCUAAAUUAAAGGACAGAGGUCUCUUAUUAAAUAACAGUGGGAGUGGUGCUUAUUUGUAGCUAGAACAUGGCUGCUGAAUUUGUUUUCAGGGCCCAGAUCUCAUGUGGAGUAAGAAUAAAGAUGGUGCCUCUAAACACCCUAAGAAGGUACAGAGUGCUUUCCACAUAGUCCCAAAGAAUAGCUACAGCCAGCCCCCAAACAACAGGUUUUAAGGCUGUAGGGUUUACAGAGCAUAACUUUGAACAAUCUGAAGUCACAUUCCACUUCAUCUGAGAUAUUAAGCAUGCAAAUCUCACGGAUGGUAAUAGGCAACCACACUUAAAUGAACAUAAAAGGGGGCCUGUUAGAUCAGGCCAGUGGCCCAUCUAAGUCCAUUAUUCUGUUCUCAAAUUGGCCAGCCAGAUGCUCAUGGAAAGCGCGCAAGUAGGACCUGAGUGCAGCAGUACCCACCCCAGCUGUUAUUCCCAGCAACUUGUAUUCAGAGGCAGUGGAGGUACAUAGCCAUUGUGGCUAGUAGCUUUAUCCUCCAUGAAUCUGUCUAAUCCUCUUCUAAAGAGAGUGCAGUGGUACCUUGGGUUAAGUACUUAAUUUGUUCCGGGGGUCCGUUCUUAACCUGAAACUGUUCUUAACCUGAAGCACCACUUUAGCUAAUGGGGCCUCCUACUGCCGCCACGCUGCCAGAGCACAAUUUCCGUUCUCAUCCUGAAGCAAAGUUCUUAACCCGAGGUACUGUUUCUGGGUUAGCGGAGUCUGUAACCUGAAGCGUAUGUAACCUGAAGCGUAUGUAACCUGAGGUACCACUGUAUAAGUGCUUGGCUUAUUAUUUGAUUAUUGACUUCCUCCCCCACAUGGUGCUUGCCAUUCCCGCGCUCCCCACCCAAUCUAGUCAAGUGAAGUUCCACACCUACAUCAGCAAUGUCACACCCACUCGUCUGGAUAGAAUAAGGCAGGAUGUGCAAACAAAAAGUACAAUAUCACACCCUGUUGAUGUUGGUAUCUUACAGCAGCAGAGCAAUGAUUUAUUAGAAUUAGAAGUCCCCUGUUUUGAAGCAGGGUGAGGUCCAAGUUCCAUGUUAUAAUGGGAGAUCAUUGUUGCUUUGUGGGAGAUCAAUGCAGCUGGGGGAGCAGGGAAUGCUAGUUUGAUCAGGAAGUGGUGCCGGGGAUGGGGGCAUUUAACCCUUUUCCAGUUUAAAUAUUGCUCCAUGCUGGGGGUGGGGGGGAUGGGAGAGAAAUAUAAGUCCCUUAUUUUCAUGUCUGAAUUUUUAUUCAAGACAGAGCAAACGCCAUGUGUAUGUGAUAUAGAUUGGAAGAACAGUUCAGGGGCAAGGGUUAAAUACCUCAAGCCCUUUCUAUUUAUCCCCAGUCAGAUUAGUACCUCCACUCUUCCAUGAAAAAAAAAGCUUGGGAAUCAGCUAAUCAUGGAUCUUUCAGCCUAGCCUGUAGUUUGGCCUUGGGAUAAGAAUUCAGUCUUCUUUGUCAUUUAUGUCCCAUAAUUUCAUUAUUACUCUAUGCUGUAUUUUUAUGACAGCAAUUAUAAGUUCAGUGAACUGAGGAAGGUCUUGAGAUGCACAGUACAAAAGAUGGCCCCAGCCGUGAAGACUUGCAAUCUAACAUCUCAGUCCCUAAGCACAUUUCACAUGACCCUCCCCAUGAACUUGGAGAUGAGUAUUUCAAAUCACUUUUGAACAUUCAUCCAUCAAAAGGGAGUUCCAGAUUUUUUAGGGGCCAGGGCCAAAAAAGCUUUGUCUUAAUUGUCCUUUCCACUACAUGGGGUGCAAAGCAAUUUCACCCACUCCCUCCAGCAUUCCCAUACAUAUCCCGUUAAGAGAACCAGUUGAGGUGCUUAAUUAAUAAUAGUAAGAGUACAACCCCCCCCUUCUCUCCAAGCAUUACAUAUUUCUGAGAGUUCUUAUCUGCCUGCUGUACAUUUUAUUCAUGUAUUUUGUGUGCUAGUUUGUGUUGGUGCAAGGGAAAAUAAAUGCAUAUAGAAGAAGAAUUCCCUGGAUGCCAAGAUCCAAGUUUGGGGCAAGUACCCUUGGGUGAGAGAACCCAAAAAAGUUUAAAAAUCACAAAAUGUGUAAAACCUAUGCAUGCUAAAACAACAACAACACAAGAAAUCCCAUAAAAAUAUACAAAUAAAACUAAAAAAAAAAAUUGCCAGGAAUAAGCACCAGGAAAUAGGUGCUGCCUAUUUAUUUAUUUAUUUAUUUAAAUACAUACAUUUAUAUUGUGCUUUUUGAAAAUGAAGUGUUUUGGCCACUCAUAUCCCUAUUACUGGAAACCCUUACAGCAAAGUUGGCUAUUGUUAGUAACUCUAUAUUACAAAUGGGGGAGGUGAACCAAGGGUGAAGAUGUGUGGCUUGCCUAAGACCAAUUCAUGACUGAGGUAAAAUCUGAACUAGGUACUUCUGACCUCAUAACAUUGGCCACUAACCACAGAACUUAAUAAAAUGCAUUAACUGGGAACUUGUAUUGAUCUCUGAUGGGAUAUUGGAUGAUGGUAUUCCUAUCAUUCGUGUAUCCCAACUUGAGUUGAGUGGUGGUAUUGAUUAUUUCCACAGUACAAAUAAAAUGGAGGUGAAUACUGGGAAAUGUUUCAAUAAUUUUUCCUAGUUCUGAUCCUGCAGCAUCAGCUUGAGUCAAUGUUAUAUAGCAGAUCAAAGUACAGAGGAAGUUAAUACAGACACUUUCCUGAAUAAUAUUGGUGAAGAAGGAUCUGAAUGCAUUUGUGAACUGCUUUAAUCAUGGUCAGGAUUCUGUGAUCUUGUAUUUGUUCUAGGGGUUAUAAUGGAAGUAUGUAAGCAACAUCAAAAAGAACCCUGUAGUCAGGUAUAUCUCUAAGUAAAUUUAAGACAUAGUAACUCUAAGCUAUGUUCAUAAUUAGAAUCAUCUCAUUUAGUACAGAGGACUCUGAAUAUAGUAGUAAGUGGUUUGUUGCUUGGAACAUCAAAAACAUGUUGCCAAGACAAGUGGCUUCUCAAAUUUGCUGGUAGCAGUGGGAAAUGAAAGUGCUUCCUACCAUAUUUAUCUAUCAAACAUGACUAAGUAGUUGAGAAGAAAAAAACUGAAUCCUAUUCCAUUUCAUAGAAUUGCUCAUCCAGCUAAAUCAUAAUUUUAACUAGUUUUCAAAUAUAUGAAAAACAGAAAAUAUAGGUGUGCUUUGUGAAUUCUGCAAUGACAGCAUCUGCAAAUAUCAUAUAUGCUUUGCAGACAGGAAAAAUACUCUUGGGUAGAAAAUACAGACUGUAGUUCCAAACAUUUGCUCUAAGCUUGGGAGCAAGCAUAGCCAUGUCCUUCUUUGACACAUGGGAGGGUGGUGGAGGGAGAGAAAGAGAGAGAGAUGAAGGAAGGAAGGGGAAGAAGCUUCAUUUUCUUCCUCAUGGAGGUAAGGGAAAGUGACCUAGUUUAGGAACAGAACAUACCCCUUAUACACUAGCUAGCUCUCAUGCAUUGCUAUGUUUGACUGCAAUUUCCCACAAUAUCAAAGUCAUCUUGAUAGAAUACCAACAACUUUAUUUACUAUGCAAUUACUUCUGUGUGGUAAACAUUCUGCCUAUGGUCUUUGGGCUAUCCACAGUGUCUGUUCAUCCUCAUGACUGGUUUAUCACUGGGAAUUACCGUAUUUUUCGCUCUAUAGGACGCACUUUUUCCCCUCCAAAAAUUAAGGGGAAAUGUGUGUGCAUCCUAUAGAGCGAAUGCAGGCUGCGCCGCUAAGCCCAAAGGCAGAACAGGGAAACGGAGCGCUGUGGAGCGCUCCGUCUCGCUGUUCUAGCUUGGGGACUGCUGUGCGCAAAGCCUCUCCAGGGCAGCGGGGUGCCUUCACCCUGCUGCCCUGGAGAGGGUAGCAAGGCUGUUCCCAAGCCAGAACAGCGAGACGGAGGGCUCCAUCUCACUCUUCUAGCUUGGGGAUGGCUGCACGCAAAGGCUUCAGGGAUCUUUGAGGCUGGCGGUGGGGGAAAGCAGCGCUUCGCCCCACUGCCAGCCCCACAAGCUUGGGUGAAUGCACCUUGAACGCACCUUGUUUUAGAGGGGGAGAACAAGAAAAAAAAAUUUUUCCCUGUUCUCCCCCUCCUAUGGUCUGGUGCGUCCUAUGGUCCGGUAUAAUCCUAAAAAGAAAGGGAUUUUGACUAUUGGUGGCUACCUAAAGAUGCAUUGAAAAAACAAGUCUAGGCCAUGCAUUUCAGUAAGCUGCUCUAACAAAAUACCAUUAAAACACAACUGCAUAUUGGAAAAGGGAAGAAUGGGCAGGAAAGUUUAUCCCUGGGGGGAUUUUUGAAGUAUUAUCUGGCCCAUAUUGGCAGCUCCACAUUUUACUUGGCACAGAGAUUCCUGUUUGACUAAUGAGAGCUGAAGUUAAGAUGGGCCAUUGCCAGAUUUCAUUUCUCAGUUGUGUGUAGGAAUAAUUAGAUUCCCCAUCGAGGAAGCAGCGAAAGUAAAUCAUGGCAAAAGUGCAUCGUUAUGGUGGAGCUCUAAUGUAAUAAAGAUACAUCGAUAAUUAGCCUUAUUUACCACUAACUGAUGUGGACAGUGAAUAAGAAAGGAGAAAUGUUGGGAAAUAAAUGCACAAAUAAAAUGCAAAGACAAGACCAUAAAGGGAUUUUCUGUGCUUACUGUUCAGCGUUAACUAGCAAGGUGACUGCUCUAAUAGGCCAAUAACUUUUUUUUAAUGCACCACGAUAACCAUAAUCUCAUGGAGGAUGCUUGUGUUAUCAUUCUAGCAUAAAGCUCAUAUUCGUGACUGAUUUAUUUAGCUGUUCAUUACUUUAGCAGUUUUAAAAAAAUCUUCCUUAAUUAGUAAAGAACUGCACAGGAAAAUCAUACAAACCACCUUCCUCCUUUCUUAGAAGUAACCAUUGAUUUUAUUUAUUUAACAAAAUUUAUAUGCUGCUCGAUUGCAGGGAGGCGGAGGCGGCUCGGCGGGUGGAAGGGAGCAUGUGCAUGCAUGCUCCAACAGCCCCGACACAUGGAGGGGCCAGGCACCCUACCCCUCCUUCCCUCUCCACAGGCCCAGUGUCAGGGCAUGCUCAGCAUCCCUAAGCUGACCACGAGGAGGAGGAGGCACUGCUGGCAUCCCAGCCCCUAAGGCCCGACCAGGUGCAGCUUGCCUCCCCAUGGCUCUGAGCCUCCUGCCCACCUGCACGGGGGAAGCCCCAGCAGCCCACACAGUCCUUGGUGGGUUAAUCCUCUCCCCCCCCCCCCCCCAAAGCUGGUGGAGAGGAGUGCUACAUGAUGUUUCAAUGUAUAUUAUACACUCCUUUGGGUUAGUAUCCCAUGCACAUCAUAUAUGAAUAAGUGUUUUGACUUCCUUCUUGUCGACUUGCACCUUGCUACAUCUCUACAGGCUUUGACAUAAAUAAAUACAUUUAGAACAAUUUCUAGCUGAGAGAUACCUGCACAUAUUAAAUAGUUAUUGUGAGGAGUAUUGCAACAACAGCCCAAGUUUCACAUGUUUGGAUCUGUUGAGUUGGUUCCGAUAGGGAGCCUUGCAAAUGGAAUGCAGUUAACUAACAGUUUACGCAUGUUUUUUAAAAGUAAUGCUAAGAUAAAGCCCUCAGUCUACAGCUUGUUUACACAAGAGAAGUCAAUUUAAUGUGAAUGGGGUUGCUACAGACCAUAUUCUGGUCUGCAGCCAAAUGGAUAGUUUCUACUUAGCACUCACGGUUCUUCACACACUUAGGAUUUGUUGGUGAUGAGAACAAGCAGCUCUUGUAGAAUUUUGCUGAUGUUUUGUUUUGACUUUUAGCUAAAUUUGGGGGCAGCUGGGAAGAACUGGCUUGUAAUCUUUAGCCUGACAUUAGUUUAUUUUCCUUUUUAUCAUACUGGAUCGUAGCACAAAUUGUAUCUAUCGCUGUGCAUCUGUGUUUGGAGGCAAUGAGAUUGGGGGCUUUUUCUAAAAGUAGGUCAGUUCUGGUGCCGAAUGUGGCAGUUGCAGUUUAGUGUCUUUGAAUGCACUGUAGAAUCAAACUGGGAUGCAGGCCCCCCGCCUUUUUGUAGCACCUCCAAGCUUGAGUUGAGUUGCUAUGGAAACGCCUGGGCAAACUGUUCAAGUGGCUAUGACUUAUUUGCCCUGGCCAAAUAAUAAGCAGACUCUACUUUGCUAGGAGCUUGCGAAUAAGUCAAAUUUGUGAUAGUAAUGUUUUGUUGUGACUUUUGGGUGGAAAGGCUUAAUUUCUUCAGAAAAUGCCAAGGUCUAUAAUAAAUUGUAAUGGCAUGAAGGUUUUUGAAACUAGGACUACAUUUGGAAGACAUGAGGGAUGCAGCUGAGUACUGUUCACCAGUGCUGGUGAAAGAAAGAAAGAAAGAAAGAAAGAAAGAAAGAAAGAAAGAAAGAAAGAAAUCCCAUCAUUCCUCCUGAAGUUACCCAGGGUGGCAAACACACAAUUAAAGCAUCUAAAAUUCCAACACAGUUGCAGACUUGGAACUAUCUGUGCUUAAAAGUCAUGAUGAAAGAAGAAGGGGUUGUAUUCAGUGCAGUGGGGAAGCAAAUCCAAUGUUCUUGCCACUGUGCCACACUGAACUUCCUGCUGCCUUCCCUUCCCUCCCCCUCUUGGUAAGGUAAAGGUACCCCUGCCCGUACGGGCCAGUCAUGUCCGACUCUGGGGUUGCGCGCCCAUCUCGCUUAAGAGGCCGGGGGCCAGCGCUGUCCGAAGACACUUCCGGGUCACGUAGCCAGCGUGACAAACUGCAUCUGGCGAGCCAGCGCAGCACACGGAACGCCAUUUACCUUCCUGCUAGUAAGCGGUCCCUAUUUAUCUACUUGCCCCCGGGGGUGCUUUCGAACUGCUAGGUUGGCAGGCGCUGGGACCGAGCAACGGGAGCGCACCCCGCGGCGGGGAUUCGAACUGCCGACCUGACGAUUGGCAAGUCCUAGGCGCUGAGGUUUUACCCACAGCGCCACCUGCGUCCCUCCCCCUCUUGGUAGUCUACAGCAAUGUGCAGCAUUGGGAAGCCAGGAGAGCAAUGCAAUGCCAGCUGCACAACCCCACUGGCCACUACUGGGAGGGGUAAUGGUAAAAUCCACCUCUCUCUGUAGCCAGACUCUACAUGGUUGUGAGCUGUCAUGUAGUCAGCACAGAGAUAGUCACCUGCUGUGUCCAGCGGCAUUGGAAUACUUGGAACUGCAAAAGAGAGACACUGUGGCAGGCAAAUGAAUUUGGAAACAGAAAAACAGCUGGCAGGGAAAGGAUAAAGCCCCAUCCACCUCUCUUCCUGAUCAUCCACUCCUGAAGCUGCUCUUUGAUUUUAAAGAAACAUUACAUGACCUGUUUCUCAUGUGUAGCUUGCUCCCCUCCCCAUCAUAGUUGGCGUCUUUGUUCUCCAUAGAAAAGGCAAAGUAGUGUCUUACUACUUGGAGUCUCCAAGAACUAGUGAGAUUCUGGAACAGAGGAAAAUAAGUGGCAUAAAGAUAAAAUUCCAAAAUUGCUUGCUCUGUUUUCCUGUUUAGAACUCUGGGUUGUUGUAAGACUGCACUGUGUCACGUGAGCCUGAGGUCCUUUCCAGGCUUGUGAUGCUAAGCCUUGAGACUAGACAUAUGGGGCUCCAAAGGGCUUUUCCUUCCUGCCUCUGUGCUAGUUGAUAGUACAGAGAGCCAAUUGCUGGAUUACAUAUAAGACUGGCAGUACACCUAUUUCCUUCCUCAGAUUGUUGGGAGCGCUGAGACCUUUUGUGUAAUUCCUCCUCACUCAUAGUAUAUUCCUAGCCAAUAUAUGGCUAGUUAACACUUUGCUUAUCCAGCCAUUUUUGUAUUCAAUAAGGUUUUUGUAUUUUGAGGGGUUCUUUGUGUUACUUAGCUCCAUCCUUAUGCAGUUAUACAUUUAAAAAAGGGGGGGGGAUUAAACCCAAUUCGAGGGUGUCCAUUUGCACAUUGCCCAAAGGGAGAAUAUGCACCAUAAAAGAGGGGAAUAGGGCAGAAAUUUGCAUUAAAUGUGCAUUUGCCAAUUUUUAUGUGUAGGUACAAAUUUAGAAAUAGUUAGAAUUUAAAUUUAACUGCAGGCAAAACAAUUUAUUUCACUUUGAGAUUACCCCAAAAUAGUUCAUUUAAUUUGUUUCUCACUUCCCCAUCAAAUGAACUGUUCAAUAAUUUUGCCCUGUAUCAUUAGGUCAACCAUCUUCAGUUCAUAGCCCACAACUGCAGUGUCUGUUUCUUACAAGGUGGCCAGGGGAUGGUGGUCUUUUUGGUUGUUUUUUCUUUCUCCUUUUUCUUAAUCUAAACCCCAAAAGGCCAGCUGGGAGCUCAGCAGCAGGUGUUCCCAAACCACAAAUGACCCGGCAAUUAGAAAAUAACCCUAUUAUGCACCCUCCUGGGUUCAUAGGUGGCAGCCUUUUCUUUUUCCAUGUUUUCUGGAAAUGAAAUUGAGGGUACAUCAUUCUGCCAGGUUGAUUCCAAUUUUCCAGGGACAACCCAGAUUGCUUCCCUUUGGGCAUCUUGCAGCACAGUCCUAGAAUACUUGCUCUGUAACAAACUCCAUUGACUUCAGUGGGACAUAACUAUGACUGCUGUCUUAUAUACACUUACUAUUUAGGACUAAAUUUAAGUAAAUUCAAUGGGACUUACUUCUGAGCAGACGUAUGUGUGUGUGUGUGUGUAUUUAUAUCUAUCUAUCUAUCUAUCUAAAUAUAUCUAAGUGGUUUCAAUAAAAACAUUAACAUUCAGCAUUUCAUAAAAUUCCUAAAAACCAGAUUAAAACAAUAUACCAACUGAAUGCUACUGUAUGUCACAAAUCAAACUGAGUAGUGUAUAAAAUGGAAAAUAAAAAUUAACUGAGUCCAGGAAAGUUUGGGUAAACAUAAAGGAUUCUAAGAUGUGUUUAAAGGUCAUUACUGUCUCCACCUCACAGAGUUGUUCUGUUUGCACUUAUUCAAUGAACUUCCCCUCCCCUCCUACUCCCCCUUCACAUUCCCCAAAUCUCUACUGGGGUUUCCCUGACCCUCUGGAGAAGAUGCAGGGGGCUUGAGAGGGCAGGGAGAAGAGGAGGUCCUUCCAUGAAAGGAGCAACUUUGUUGGAGACAACCCAGUACUUUUUAAUGGUAGAGGAAAUAAAAUAAAAUACUAUUUUGUCUUUGUUUUAGGUCUGUCGGCAGCUAAGUUGUUGUCUGAAUCUGGAGUUAAUGUUGUGGUUUUAGAGGCUCGUGACAGAGUUGGAGGACGGACUUUCACAGUUAGGGUAAGAAACAAGUAGCCAAUAACCAUAUUUUAUGUAAAUGUAGCAUAUGACAUUCUUGAAAGAGGAUGCCAAUUCUGCAAAAGGUUCUGCUUGAUCACAAAGUUAUGUAGAACACAUAACUGUGGUUCUAAGUUUGCAUGUGUGAAUUAGGCCUAAUUCUGAGGUGGAGCUUUGUUUGCUGCUAUGAAACAUAAGCACUUCCUGGUUCUUCCAGUGUGGAACAUCCAGUAGGUUCUGUUAUUCCUGCAUUUUUUCCUCUUUUGACAGAACAAGCAAGUAAACUAUGUAGAUGUUGGUGGAGCCUACGUGGGACCUACCCAGAACCGAAUUCUGCGACUGGCUAAAGAACUUGGCAUAGAAACAUACAAAGUAAACGUAAAGGAGAGAGUUAUCCUGCAUACAAAUGUAAGAAUUACAUUUCUACAUCUCCUUUUGGCAGCAGUGUGCACAGGAAAACAUUUGAUGCAUUGUAAUAUGAAGGACAUAUAUCUCUUUUCUGUUUGUUUAUUGACAGUUGAGUGGAAAUGUUUCUUAUGCAUUCUUUUUCUAAUACAGUGGUACCUCGGGUUAAGAACUUAAUUCGUUCCGGAGGUCCGUUCUUAACCUGAAACUGUUCUUCACCUGAGGUGCCACUUUAGCUAAUGGGGCCUCCCGCUGCCACCGCACCGCUGUCACGUGAUUUCUGUUCUCAUCCUGAAGCAAAGUUCUUAACCCAAGGUACUAUUUCUGGGUUAGCAGAGUCUGUAACCUGAAGUAUCUGUAACCCGAGGUACCACUGUAAUAAAUUCCCUACUGCAUAUGGAUGAUCCAUGAAGCACUGCUGAGUGAAGGCAAUUGAUCAGGACUUUAUAGAUUCAGGAACCUGAAGAUUUGCAGAACAAUUUUUUUAUUGCCCUCCAACAAAAAUCCCCCAAAUUCCAAAACACUCAUAAGAACAUAAGACAAACUUGCUGUAUCCUGCCAGUGGCCCAUGUAGUCCAGUAUCCUGUUCUCACAGUAGCCAACCAGAUGUCAAUGGGAAGCCUGCAAGUAGGAUCCAAGUGCAAGAGCACUUUCCCCUCUUGUGCCUUCCAACAACAAGCAUUCAGAAGCAGAAUGCCUCCAAACAUGGAGGCAGGGCAUAGCCAUCCUGACUAGCAGCCACUGGUAGCCUUUACUUCUAUAAAACCUCCAUGCAUUUGUUUAAUCCAGGCAUAGGCAAACUCGGCCCUCCAGAUGUUUUGAGACUACAACUCCCAUCACCCCUGGCCACUGGUCCUGUUAGCUAGGGAUGAUGGGAGUUGUAGUCCCAAAACAUCUGGAGGGCCGAAUUUGCCAAUGCCUGGUUUAAUCCUCUUUUAAAGCCAUCUAAGUUGUCCCCCAUUACUGCCUCCUGCUGUUGCUCUGUGUAAAGAAAUACUUCCUUUUGUCUGUUCUGAAUCCUCCAACAUCCAGCUUCUUUGGACAACCACAGAUUUUAGUGCUAUGAGUUCUCGUGUUUCCAACAAAACAAAAAUGUCCCAUCUUGGUUUCAGAAAUUAAAGAGAAUGCUUAUCAGUGGAAAUGCUUUCUGUGGAGGAACUGUCUCUUUAUUCCAUAAAUCAACACAAUCUUUAAAAAAAAAAUAUUGAAUAAUUAAAUGACAAUUACUAAUAGCAGCAUAAAUCCAGCUUCUUGCGCCUCCAAACAUCCACUGAAAUAAAAGGGUUGUAACUAGUCACCUAAAACUAGGAGGGGUUUGGGUUGGGAGAAAGAGUGUGCCAGUUUAAUUCUUGUUGCCUUAUAUACACAUUGUAUUAUUGAAAAUCAAUAACUGGAUAGAGAAGAACCGAACAAAACUCUGCACUUGCAUGUCUAUGCAUCCUUUGCUGUGAGUGUGUUCAACAGGACACAGUGGGACUUACAUCUGAAUAAACAUGCAUGAGUUUCCAUAGUUACAAGGUGUGUUCUCCCCACCCCCCCAAUACACCGUAGACAAAAACAAGUUUUUGGAAGCUCAAAUGUCAUUUAAAAAUAAUAAAGCAAUAGAGUGUGAUAGCCAAAAUUGUAUGCAAUAAAAAAUAACUUCUGUCAUGCCACCUUGGUUACGUUACAUGCUGUUCCCAACCUUCAGACCAUAAUUCCAGUCACUGGUUUAAGCACAAGUUCACUGUUGAGUUUUAAAUCUGAAUGCAGAGCACUUAGAAGAUACAGCAAAAUGUUUAUUUCUAACUGUUGAAGAGAAAUUGCUUUCUUGAUUGAUGAUGUUUCCCCCCUCCCUCUUGAGUUAUAUGGGAAUGAUCAUGUUCCUCUAUUCCCAGAAGGUGUGUAUCUUGUGAUUAUGAGCUAAGAAAGGGUUGAGGACGUUUCCUACUUGGCUGUGAUAACUGGACAAGUUUUCUCAUGUUUCUGUAAAUCCAAUUGGAUUAUCUGCUGAGUUACUUUGGAUAAAAACUUGCAUUAGAGCACUACCACUCACAUUUAUCUCCCUGCCACUCUGAGCAGCAACACAGGAUUAAGUGCCCAAAAGUCUUCUGCAGUUUUCUUAUUUGGUUUCCAUACACUAUGUUUAUUUAGCUACAACAGUAGUUUUGGUGCCUAUUCAAACACUGCGUUUCACAUCCAUGCAAUAGGGGAGCAGAGAUCUAGAAGGGAGUUCAGUGUUGCAGCAUCUGCCUUGCAUGCAGAAGGUUCCAGGUUUAAUCCUCGGAAUCUGCAGGUAGGGCUGGGAAUUCUCCCUGCCUGUAAUCCUAGAGAGAUGCUACUGUUAUGUACUGAGUUGAAUAGGGUCCAAACUGCAGCAGUCUGAUUGGUCCUAGAACAAUAGGAUCCAAACUGCAGCAGUCUGAUUGGUCCUAGAACAAUAGGAUUCAGAAUGCAGCAGUCUGAUUGGUCCUAGAACAAUGCAGCGGUAUGAUUGGUCGGCAGGAGCCACCCAAUCCAGCUCCAGAUAGAAGUGAAUCCACAACCUGAUUGGCCUACAGGAGAAGUCCGGAAUUAGCCAAUCACGUGCAGCCCAUUGUGUAAAUAAUGUCUAUAAAGCAGACACUUUGAGGGGACUUCCAUUCCUUCUCACCACUAUGAGCUGAAUAAAGAGCAUGAAAUCACUUUGCGACUGAGUAUAUUUCAGCUACUAACCUGUGAGGAUAGUACAGAGCUAAAUAGAGCAAUAGUCAGACUCUGUAUAAGGCAGCUCCCUAUGUACCUUAUCAGAUCCAUCCUCCUGAGACCAGUGUUAUAGAGACCCUGCUGUCAGGAGGGUGACUUUGUGGCUCUGUCUCACCCCAGUGGUUUUUAUGGCAUCCAGGGAAACACGGGACAUGGAAUUAAUGGGCAAUGCCCUAAUUUGUGCAUGCUAGCCUGCUUCUCUACUGAAGUUUAGCAAUUGGCAGGAUGGGUGGGGCAGGUCUCUGUAGUAUAAGAAAGCAACUCUAUUUGCUUAGGAGAUGAAGUUUUCAAUUUUGAGUGUCUGUCCUAAAGACCAAACUGAGCACAGUUUGCAAAAGCAGAACGGUGAGAACAGCUGGAGGAAGAGAAGAAGAAAAAACUCUGUAGGAGAUUUUGUUUCUGCAAUACCUAGAGGUCAGAAUACUCAUCCCAUAGUAAUCAUUAACCUUUAUUUCUGAGGCAGUUGGACAAUGAACUUGAGCUUUGUUUAUUGCAUUUAUUAUGUGUUCUUUGAUUUCAGUUUGUUGGGGUGGAUAAAUGGGGGUGUUAGCUGUUGCUUUUUGAAUAUUUGAAAUGUCCUGCUAACCUGUGCAGAUGAAUUAUAUAGAGCACACUUUUAAAUGUUGCUUUUUAGAGCCGUUUCAAGAGCAGUUUCAAUCUGAUGAGCUACAUGGCAUGAAUGUAAAAGGUUUUACUCAAACAUGCAUGCAAAUCAGGACGAAGCUUUUUCUUGCCAUAGCCUCAGCCCAGAUUUUGCAAUGCAUUUUGCUGACAUUCUGGACACACACGCCCAUAUCACAACUUCGGGACACAAAAUUAAAUCAAUUGGUAGUAGAUUCAGCAGCAAAAAAUUAUACUCUUCUCAGAAGACAUGAGAGCAUUCAUGCAGUUAGCAAAAGGAAAUGAUAGACCUUAACCCUUUCACGCCCUUGUGGUCCCGAUCCCCAUAGUCCUAAAGUAAGAAGGGUGGCAUUCAUUUAAGAAUAUUCAUGAAAUCACAGAAAUGACAUAUGAUGCAGCAAUAUUUGCAUCCAGUUAAAUAUUUAUUGAUUAAUCUGUAUGUAGUGUAAAGGGUUUGUUUUGGGAUCGGUCUGGCUUAUAUUUGAAUAUUAUCUUAUAUUCUCACUAAAAGGAAUACAUUUCCCUUGAUUUUGACUGUGGUAUAACAACAUGUAGAAAGUUUAAUUCCACACACCCACACCCCGGAAAUGGACAUUAUAUUCUGUGUAUGAAAGCUACCUUAACUAGCUUUGCUUAUUGGCUGAUGUCUUCAGAAAAAUCCAUCUUUUUCUAUACUUUGUGUUUAUGGAUUCAUUUCCAAUUUUGUUUGUGGAUUGUAACUGAUAUGACUGCUAUGGAGACCUCAGAUCCAUGCCAGGAAACAAAUCCAUUGUUCCAUAUAUUUAUUUGUUUCAGGGAAAGUCCUAUCCAUUCCAUGGUGCAUUUCCUCCAGUGUGGAAUCCUAUCGUAUAUCUCGAUUUUAACAAUUUUUGGAGGACAAUGGAUGAACUGGGAAAAGAGGUAUGCUAGAAACAAUGAAGGGAUACUAUGUAUCAUUAUCUGCAAUAUUUCUAAAAGCUCAUAUGGAAAAUCAUUAGGGCUACAUGAAGAUAGCAUUCAGUAAGAAUCCAUCAAGAAUCAAAGAGAGUUCUUUAUACUGUAUAAACAUUGUGUAGACAUUGAAAUCUUCAAUUAUGAAAUGUAUUGGCCAAAUGAGUUGGUGUCAUUUGGCAUGAUUAACAACCAAGUGUGUUUUACUUCAGGAAAAUAAAUUGUGCCAGAGGCGCAGACCUGCCUUUCCAGCACUAUCCUAAUAAUGAAAUACAGAUAGUGGAAAUCUCUCAGCUUUACUGGCUCUGUUGGAUGUGACCCAGCCUAGCUUCACUCUAUUUUGCCCAGAAGCAGAGUUAGUGGUAUAUAUUUUGUCCAAGCCAAUUUUUCUUCUUUCCCUCCACCUGAGAGUAUUUUGCAACAGCAGCAAAGAAGGGGAAAAUAAAAUAGACGUAGUGUUGGGGUGGGCGGAGCCCAGUGCCUUGAGAGGGAUGCAAAUUGCCCCCUCCUCAGUCAUCAGGUGGAUCAUCUGAUGGGCAGAGAUGGGGCAAUAAAGGUCUCUGUCCAGUUGAUCUGCAUGGAUCAGCUGAGAGGAGACUUUGCACCUGUACACCUGCCUUUAAGUGCUGUCUCUCUGUGUGUGUAUGUACAAGAUGCAUGUGCAGCCCCUGGAGGGUUGGUUAUGGUUGAAUGGGAGCCUCAGGCCAAAAAGGAUUAGCCCCCACGGGGUACCUGGGUAUAAGUCCUAUUGGACUCAGUGGUGCUGAGUAGACAUGUAUAGGAUUGCACUUGAAAUCUUAGUGAGUAUUAAAUGUACAUAUAGUGAACUUUGACAGCUCUGGAAAAUAUCUACUAAUAGCUGUCCUAUCUCCAGCUGUUCUGACUGAUUAAAACAAGGUUCUACUGGUUCUGAAUAGAAGAAUUCACCUAUUUAAUUUUAUUCCACAUGGAGUGUUCUGCAUCUGUGAAGCAUGAAUAUAUAUACACGUGUGUGUGUACGUGUGUGUACGUACACAUACGUACGUGUACAUAUAUAUGCAUGCGCGCACACACACACACACACACACACAGAGAGAAUUGUAUUAGCAUGCAUUUGGGGCUGUGGAGUGAAACUAUUGCCUGAAUGCUCUUUCGGUGCAUGGAUGGAAGUUCAGUUUUAACUGUGAUAUAUGUAGUCUGGCGAGUAAGAAGAGUGACUUAUUUCCCCACAUCCCACCUCUGGUCUUCAGAUUCCAGCUGAUGCUCCCUGGGAUGCACCACAUGCUGCAGAAUGGGACAAAAUGACAAUGAAAGAAUUCAUUGACAAACACUGCUGGACCAAGUAGGUGAUUUGAUUCAUUUUGAAAGUUUACCUGAAUGUGAUACUUGCUUCUUUGCUUGCUGCAUGCCAUAUUCAGGCUACAUACAUCAAAGCCUUAUUCAUGUUGCCUCUCUCCUCUAGUCAUAGAAUAACCAAUCACACAUAUACAGUGUGGCUAGAGAAAUAAAUUUGGGAGCAGAAAGUUAAAAAUUGUAGAAUAUACUUAAAGUGCGGAACAUGCUUGACGGAUUGACCUUAAGCAUCCAUCCUGAUUUGCUUGUGCAAAGCUUAUGCACAGGUUAGACAAUACCUAGUCUUUACUGAGCAUUCAUUCUGAUUUCUUUGGUGGGCAGUUAUACAACAAUGAGUAGUCAUUCUGAUUUGUUUUCAGGGUGUUCACACUUCUUCCUGGUAAACAUUGGUCCAUCUCACACGUUUCAGUGCUUUCCCCAUCACUUCCAUAAAAUCUGUUUUUUUUUAAAGUGCAUUCAUUGCAUCAAUGAAUAAUAAACAUGAAUACUGGAAGAUGUAUAGAAAACACGUUCCUGAUUCUGAAGGUGAAAGGAGGGGCUUUGAGAUAUGGUAUUAUAGUACCCAUUACCAUUCCCCACAGUUUAAGAGGUAGUUCCACUUGUUUCCCCACAUCUCAAUGUAUGCAGGCAUUGAGAGACAGGAAUAGGGAGAACUUUGGUGGACUUCAAGGGAAGACUCCUCACAAUGAGGCGUAUCUGCACUGCCUGUGGUGGGGCAAAGCCACCCUCCUGCCAUUGACGUCAUUGCUGCUUAUCUUGGCAGGGCCAUGGUGAGGUUGGGACUACAUGGUUGCACUGGCAGAGUUGCUGGAUUUGUGACAGUGCUGCUGCUGCAUGCUCCCGGCCUCACCCCAGCCCAACCCUGUUCAGACAAGGAGCCAUGAUGCCCCAGCCAUGCCAUGCCCCACCACACACACCAGUACUGAGGGUUCAAAAGAGAUGCUGAAAACCUUUUCAAUUACAUAAAUGAUGAGCUUAAUGAGGCUUCCUUGGAGGGCAGAGGCAAACAUCACCACUAAAUGUGAAAUAUAAAGGUAAAGGGUAAAGGAACCCCUUACCAUUAGGUCCAGUCAUGACCGCCUCUGGGGUUGCGGCGCUCAUCUCGGUUUAUUGGCCGAGGGAACCGGCAUACAGCUUCCAGGUCAUGUGGCCAGCAUGACUAAGCCGCUUCUGGCAAACCAGAGCAGCGCACGGAAAUGCCGUUUACCUUCCCGCCGGAGCGGUACCUAUUUAUCUACUUGCACUUUGAUGUGCUUUUGAACUGCUAGGUUGGCAGGAGCAGGGACUGAGCGACGGGAGCUCACCCCGUCACGGGGAUUUGAACCGCCGACCUUCUGAUUGGCAAGUCCUAGGCUCUGUGGUUUAACCCACAGCGCCACCCGUGUCCUUAAUGUGAAAUAUAGUUUUCCCCAAAGCAAAUAUUAAUCAUUGACUGCAACCAUUUAACAAAUAAGGCUACAGUACGUUGAAUCCAUAGAAUUUGUACAUUCAUAUUGCUUUUGUAGACUAACAGCCUAGUUGGGAGCUAACUCAGAUCAUCAGCUGGCCAAUUCUGGUCUAGACCAAUAUUAAUAUGCUAUCUGCAGUUUUAAGGUCUUUGCAAUUAACAGAGAUUUUGGACAAUUUAUUUUUAGUGGAAGUGAUAACAUCUAGGAACGUAAUAAAGGCAAUAAAUUCUGAACAAAUCAAUAGCAGUACAAAAUUAAUGACCAAAGGAGGAGCUGUCACUCAUUAAAAUGAUCUUUCCUCAUCAGAUUAAGAAAACACUUCACUCUCUUCUAUUAUUAUUUAUUAGAUUUCUUACCUACCCUUCACCAUAAGGUCCCAGGGCAGGUUAUAAUGGCAGAAACAAUAGAGUUUAAAACAAAAGAAAACCAACAAUCAAUAAUAAUAUUUUAAAAUCCUUACAUUAAUUCACAAUUUUCAGGUAGGCCAAAAUAAUACUAUUCAGUUAUCAAAGCCCUGGAUAAAUAAGUGCAUCUUCAAUGCGUGAUAAAAGCCAAAUAAUGCUGCUGCUGGAGGCACACCUCUGUUUGGUUGGAAUUCCACAGUUUAUGGGCUACUCUUAUCUCACAUUGCCACCCCUCAAGCUUCCGAGGGUGACAGAACUACCAAGAAGGCCAAUUAAAUAGAAUCUUUGCUUGGUCUCCUAAUAAUAGUAUAUAAAAAAAAUGUAGAGAAAAGUACUGUUGAUAAUAUCAAAUUAAUAUCAAUAGCUCUCAACCUUUGUUGUUUCUACCUCUUCAUUGUAUAAAGAACCACUAGGGAUUUUGCUACACUCUUUGUUGAUAUCAACGUCACUUCGGAGUCACACAUGGUCUCUGCUCUCUGGUUCCUGUGGUAUGUGAAGCUGUGUGGAGGAACAACCAGGAUAUUUUCUGUAACCAAUGGAGGGCAGGUAUGUGAAAUCUUACAUGGAUUCUUCCUUGUGAGAAGAAUGUGCUGUUGCAUCUUCUCUAACUGAUGGAGAAAGAGCAUUUGACAAGAACUCAAUGUGCCGGAAUAAACAAACAGAAGACCAUGCUAUUUUGAACAUUUAGACUCUUGUUGAAAUUAGAUUAAUAUUAUUUCCUCUCCCACAUUCACACACCCCAUACUAUGGAGGCUUUACUGUGCUAUUCUGAUAAUGAUCCAGUUUAGUUUCUAUGGUUACUAGCCAGUUACUGUGUUCUUAAGAAUUCUGUAUCUCAUCACCACCACCUCCUGCCCAGAGUCUCUAGUUUAAUAAACAUGCACCCAAAGUACAGUACUACUUAUUGCCUGACCUAAUCACAAGGGUCUUUGGGAAGGUCCUUCAAUUAGAGCAGAAUUUAUAAAAUAGUUUGUAUAAUUUCUGAGAACAUGAAAGUAAUAAAGAGACAAUAUUUCAAUGAAAACUUUGUCGGUAGCACUGCUGUCCCCAGUAAAAGCAAUAUUUCAUAAGCUGGAAGCUUUAUGCUUUCCCUGUGCUUGUAUUAAUUGUGAAUUCUUCUGACCUAGAAAUGAUAGCAAAAUACUGUCUAUGAUUACCUCUUUCAUAAUUAUACUAAAUGUAUUAGAGAUACCAUAUCCCAUAGAAGAGAACUAAUGUGCUUUUGUCCAGAUAUGGUUCUGGUUCAGGGCUGACGCCAGUAGUCAACCAGGUCAAGCACAUGUUGAAGAUGUUUGCUGAUUUUGAUUACUUGGGAAAUCCAGCUUUCAAUGUCUUUUUCUCUCAAGCUUAACUAAAGAUGGACUACACCAUUAAAAAAAAAAAAAUAACAACAUUGUUAUCUUAUUUCUCUGAUGGUGCUGGUGUUCCCAGGAGAGGAAGUUUGUCAGGGGUUCUGGACAGAUAACAGAGAAGAUAAUGGCACUACUCAAAGGCGCUGUGAAACUGGAGAGGCCUGUAAUCCACAUUGAUCAAUCAGGUGAUAGUGUCAUUGUGGAGACACUGAACCAUGAGACAUAUAAGGUAAUCCAAUAAGAAUAAAACAUAGUAUGCAUUUAAUAGGGGGCAUGUCCGCUAUAGCUUUUAAGCCAAUGUAAUCAGCCCCACCCUUGUGUGUUACUCUGCUUUUCUCAGUACUGAGAAAAUCUUUGAAAUCUAUUUUAUUGAUCUAUUUAUGAGAGCUUCAUCAGCCUCUGACAUUUUCCUGUCCUCACUGUCACUUGCUUCCUUCCUUUUAUAUUUAUGUCACUGGACUGCCACUACAGUGCUCACAGCUUUUAUCCAGUACAAAUGUAAAUGUCAGAAUGAUUGAAGUACUGAGCGAACAUCUCUCAAAAGUGUGUAACAUUUCCUCGUACAGAUCUGUAUGAAAAGCUUAUGCCACGAUAAAUGUUACUCUUUCAACAUUUAACAAAGCAGCGUUAGCCUUUAACUGCCAUGGUUGCUCUUCUGGGAUAUGCGUCUUAUGUUUUCCUGUUUACAUUUUACAGAGCAAGUACGUGAUUAGUGCCAUCCCACCAGCCUUAACCACAAAGAUCCAUUUCAAGCCAGAACUACCAACAAAAAGAAACCAGUUAAUCCAGCGUAUUCCCAUGGGCUUCGUUAUCAAAUGCAUGAUGUACUACAAAGAAGCCUUUUGGAAGAAGUCAGGUAUGUGUGCUUUAAGAAUUGAUUCAUUUAUAUCCCACUUUCUGCUUACUAAAGCAGAAUAGACUUUGGCGUUUCAAAUUUGAGUAGCACACUGUGCAAGGUGAAAAUCUUGUGCCCCCCACCCACCUCUCACCUUCCAUUUUGCUCAAUUCACUAUGUCAUACUUCUAAUGCCAUGUGGCACCCCCUAGGCUAUCCAUCUAGUGUAGCAGAACCACUUAAAGAGUCGCGGACAACUCUGGAGUUGCGGCUCUCAUCUCGCUUUACAGGCCGAGGGAGCCGACGUUUGUCUGCAGACAGCUUCCAGAUCAUGCUGCCAGCAUGACUAAGACGCUUCUGGUGAACCAGAGCAGUGCACGUAAACGCCAUUUACCUUCGUGCCAGAGCGGUACCUAUUUAUCUACUUGCACUUGACAUGCUUUCAAACUGCUAGGUGGGCAGGAGCUGGGUCCGAGCAACGGGAGCUCACCCCGUCAUGGGGAUUCGAAUCGCCGACCUUCCGAUCGGCAAGCCCUAGGCUCAGUGGUUUAGACCACAGCACCACCCAGUUAUGCUGCCCUAAAUCUGCCUCUGGUAGAGCUCAAGAAAGCUGACAACAUUCAAAGUAAAACUGUAAUAAGGGUGGAGUUAACAAGCAUCUAAGUUUCGUCUGAUGGGUACACAAGUUGUGUAAUCCUGUCAAUAUGUACAAUCACUAGUGUUGAUGCACUUUCCCUUUCUAACCCAUAUUAAUCACAACAUAGAUAUGCAGUGUAUUAUCUCAGUAACUGUGUUUAAUAUAAUUAUCAUUGUAUAUGACAAUGGGAGACAGGGAGGCAUAUCAAAGAGUUUUUGAAUAUUGCAAUGAGCAAAAAAUGAUUAUUGUAAAGAAUUUAAGAUUAGAAAGUGCAUUCCUUGGAAGUUUGAACAGGAAGAUUUAUGCAGCACAAGAGUUCUAAAUGUGCAAUGGCUAACAGGAUACUUAAUGUUAAAAUAAAUGUACAUUUGUGCCUGGAAAUAGUACUCCACACUGAGUAUUUCUGCCAUUCUAUUUUUCCUUUCAGAUUUUUGUGGCUGUGCAAUGAUUUUGGAUGAAGAGGCUCCAAUUUCAAUCACCUUAGAUGAUACUAAACCUGAUGACUCUGUACCUGCUAUUAUGGGGUAAUGAAGCCUGCAUUUAUAUAUUAGAUGCAAGAAAUAUUGACAGAAAGACUUGUGCAAGGCCAGCUGGUGUGAAGUUAUGGAAUGUAUGCUAGGUAACAUUAGAGAACCCUAUAGAAAAAUGUAUUUAUGCCUUGCUAUUAGUUCCAUCAUGCAUGUCCUGAACUCUGUCCUUCAUUUCACACACAUGCAAACAUUAUCUUUUAGCACUUGUUGCUGUGCCCACAAAUCCCCACAUACCACAAGGGAAUCUACAUGCCAUUGCAGGAAUCCAGCACUGUAUUGAAGUUACCAAUUUCUGAAGUAUAAGACUAGUUGCAUGUAGCUCUUACAUAUUGCUGUUGGGUUUUUCUAAACAUUUUGGUCGCAUGUAUCUUUUCCCCCCAAUUGGUACCUUUGUGUAUGCAAUAUUGACAUGUACUUUCCUCCCUGUUUAGCUUUAUCCUUACAAGAAAGGCAUUUAGACUAGCAGAUCUUAGCAAAGAGGAGAGGUAAGAAUAAGCAACUGUUUGUAUUCUCUAACAAUAACUAAUUUUUUAUCAUUGUAUAUGGGCGCAUUUUUAAGAUGCAGAAGUCAGAUUUUUAAGAUACAUACAAUCAAACCUAACUUCAUGGUUGUUAUGAGAUAGUAGCUUGGACAAGGUCACCUAACAAGCUAAGCAGCAACUAAAUAGCAUGCUCCGACUCUCUGGAAGAGGCGAAAGUCUGCCAUCUUUGUGUAUGAACUUCAGUUUAGUACAAAAAAUGUAGUCUUUUGAGUAAAUACACUCACUGGAAGAUUUGAGUUGUUCAGUGGUUUUGAUAGUUGUUUGGAAUCUUAUUUUGCUAUCCUAUUAGUUUCAAAAACCUGAUGAUUAUGGAUUUGGGCCCUUUCACAUUUUGUCUGUUCCUUUUGCUUCUUCAUGUAGGAAGAGAAAAAUCUGUGAACUCUAUGCAAAAGUAUUUGGAUCAGAGGAAGCUUUACAUGUAAGGAAGAAGAGCAUCUAAAAUUGGUGGAGUAUUAAUUAUUACAACUUACGGUUUAGCUAUAUGAACAUUUGAGGUCUGUGUUCAUAUUAUUAUUUGUUUCUUAGGUGAAAAGGUAAUAGAUGACAACUAUUUUAUCCCUUGCCAUCUGAAUGAAAUCCUUAAAUGUAAAUAUCAGGUGAUAUCCAGUCAUAUUCAGAGCAGACCCCUCAGAAUCAAUAAGAGAAAAAUGCAGAAUUGCAUGCCACAAAUUAGGAGAUACAGGUGUGUUAAGUAAAUUAGCACAAUCAUUACAGGUGGAAUAGGGUAUGUGAUAACAAUCUUUUUGAAAAUGAAUGAAGACCUUUUAUAUUAUAUUAGAAUGCAAGACAAAAUAAGGUACUGGAAAACUCCCCUUUUUGUAAAAGCAAUCUUUUCUUUUUAUUUGGAAAUAUAUAUUUUACAGCAUGUAAUUGAUUAAUGUAGUGUUCUUUUGUUUAUUUUUCCUUGUAAAGCAAAAUAAAAAUCUAACUUGAAAGCAGUGCUUCUGUUAUAGAGAAAUGUAAUUUAUCAUAUGACAGCAAUCUUGUUAAUGGUUUUGAUUAAUGUUUAUGUGCCUAUCUUGCCUCAAACGGGUGAUUAGCAAAAGAAGCUUGAUGGUCUUUAAUUAUUUAGAAUCUCAGAGGCAGAAAGAGGCAGGUAUCUUUGAGGAAUGUUGUUUGGGGAUCUGAUGCAGGAAGAACCAUGUAGUGAUAGUCAACUACCUUUUAAUCAGAGUUGCUCCAUUGAUAUUUACGUAAGAACAAAGCUAAAUUAAGUUUAUUAAUUUCAAUAGGACUACCUAUGAGCAAAACUUAGUUGGUAAAACUUACUUUUACUUUGGAUCUAUGUGGAAGCAACCAUAAUCUCAAUGGCAAUCAUACCAAUCUCUAUACAUCUAAAGAUGAUCAGAGCUUGUUUGCCUAUCUUACAGACUAUCCAAAGGCAACCCUGAGAGGUGGAAUUAUGCUUUCUUAAAACAUGUUAACCGUUACUCUUAGAACAUUGUUUCAGAAGGCAACUGCCAUAUUCUUUUGUACUGUUGAAACACUCUGUUUACGAAGCAUUGCCUAAUCCCUUGUAUCCCAUCACUGAAAUCUUCAGAGGAGUCACUAUUAACGACUGUUCAUGGCUUGGAUGAAAACAGCUCAUAUCCACCAAGAGCUGUGCAUUCAGCAUUGUGGUUCCAAUCUUAUGAAAUUCCCUUUCAGCUGAGGUCAGGCAGACCCCCCUCCCCCGUUGAACUUCCAAUACCUGUUGAAUACCUUUUGUUUGUUUGUUCCAAAAGACAUUUUAACUGAAGUCUGGUUUUAUAGUUGUAGCACAUUUUUAUAUUUUCUGUACUGUAUUCCUUGUACACAUCUUAGAGAUGAUUAUAGUUAAGCAGUAUAUAAAGAUAAGAUAAGAUAAUAAGAUAAGAUAAUUUAUUUAUUGUCAUUGUCCGUAUAUACACAGUAUACACAACAACGAAAAUCAAACACCCACUCGAAGACCGGGUUCACAUACACAUUUGCACGUAUCUCCAACACUCUCAUCCUAUUCAGACAUAAUCUAUAAAAACAUAUCAUACUCCAGAAUGUAACAUAACCUAUUAAAAGCAUAACAUAACCUAAAAACCUGUCUCAUUCCUUCCUACUCCCUGCUUGCUAUUCCUUGCAACUGGCCCUGAGAUCAUUAUUUAGUGCUAAAUAAAUCAUUUAAAUAAAAAAAAAAUAAGCCAAAUCAAUAAAGUUUAGAAAAAAGUAGAUUCUGUUCAAUACUGAUAGGAACAAAUUAAUGCAGACUUUUCCCAUUUGCAUGAAGACUCUCACUUUUUCCUGGAGGGGGGGGGGAAUUGCAGGGGGGGUCACUUCUACCAAGGACCGCACCCGUGGGGUUGAGGAGCAUAACCUAUGAGUCCAUACCAUGGGACUGCAACAUGUGAAAACAAUGCAAGUUCUGGAAAUUAAAGUUCUGCUCCAUUAUUACCAUUUCUUCAUAGACAUACUGCAAGAAUAGUCAUUUCUCUUACCUACCAAUCCUCAAAGCACUCGGCUCUUCGGAGAUAUGAAUCAGGCUUUGUGUUAGAGAAAUGCUUCAAAAAUCACAGCCUGGUUCAUAGCCAGUAACAGUGAAACCCAGCUUAGUCCAAAGUAUUGAGUCAGCACUGUGAAGUAGCAUAACCUCCUUCUCUGAUUUAUAUGAAUUGUAUUCCGUUUGUAAAUUAACACACCUCCCUGUAAUCCAGUAAUGGAAACCUGGAAAAAUAUCCAGCAUUUACAAUGUAAAUUCUGCCAUGAAUCAAUGCCUUAAAAAACAAACAAAAAAACUUUGUUUGAUUUAUUCCUGCAGCCAGUGCAUUAUGAAGAAAAGAACUGGGGUGCCGAACAAUAUUCUGGUGGCUGCUAUUCAGCCUAUUUGCCACCAGGCAUUAUGUGCCAAUAUGGAAGGUACAACUAGCUAAUAAUAUACUCUUGUUCUGUUGUUGCUAGCAGAAAUUUGUUGAACUAUAAAACCUUCUAGAUAUGAAGCCUGCUACACUUAGGCAUACUAAUACGCUAUCCUAGUGAGAAAAAUGCCAGAAAACAGAAGCCAUUGCCAGCAGGCAAAAUAAUAAUAUGCUGUAAAGCACUCUGUAAAAGCAUAAUAAUCUAUUUUAAGGUUGUAGAUAACAUGCUCCUGAUUUAGUCAUCAUUGAGGAGAAACAAUUCAAUUACAGUCAUGGGGCUUAACCACAGAUUACUAGCAAAUAUGUGACUUGGGACCUCUGAAGGAGAAGACAGUUGCGGGGGGCAGGGGGCAGUUUGGAGAUUCCCACCCCCGAAAUGGCCCACAUAUUUCCAGUUCCCUUUGUCUGAUUCCUAUUAAUAGAUGUUGGAUAUAUUUAAACCUCUGGAACUGGGGAUUACUAGUGCUGAGGCAAAAUGGGAAGGCUGCAUUUCAUACAGCAUUUUUGUUUCUUGCAGAACACAUCACCCACUCAUUCCUUUUUUACUGUGUUAGGUUAGAUGGUAUGUCACCAUUGGCUAGGCAACUGGACCCAAUGUUCUCUCCUUCGGCUCCAGUCACAAUUAGCAGAAUAUUUGGGCUAGAAUGUGGACAGAGAUUCACAUCUGAAUGUUCAACCAAGUCCACAUCCUGCAACGAUUAGUACUGCAUAAUUAGACGUGAUAAUUGGAGGCAGGGCAGAGUCUUGCUGCACAAUACAAAUUGACAAUGAUGCUGUCAACAGAACAGUCAAGGGUGGCACAGUUGGGAAGCAGAGAUGCUUUCCCUUUCCAUCUGAAACAAUAGCCAAUUAGGGUAAUGGUGUAAUCAUGAAUGGGAGGGGGGGAAAUGAACAGUGAAGAGGAAGGUUCUGUGAGUUUUCCAAACAUUUGCACCUUCCCUGAAACAACUUUCACAGUGUUACUGGCCACCCCAAUCUCUGCCAAGCAGUGCAUGAGAUUUCAAAGAGGGUCUUGGCACUCAACCAGGGUCUGUGUUCCUUUGGAGAAAAUGAGACACAGUGGAGUCAGCAAUGUCUUUGAAAUCUGAUUUAUUUACACGUUUACACAUAUUUAUACCAGAUCUGUAACAAUAGCAAAAGUUGAACAUCAUGAAUAUUUGAUGCUAUACUGCCUGCUACUGUUCAGUAGCCUAAAACUCUUUGCUCUCAGUGCCUACCAAGUGGGACUUAUGUGUUGCAAUGUUUGUUUUACAGGGUCAUUCGUCAGCCAGUAGGUAGGGUCUACUUUGCUGGCACAGAGACAGCUACUCAGUGGAGUGGCUACAUGGAAGGUGCAGUGCAAGCUGGAGAGAGAGCUGCCAGAGAGGUAAAGAGAGCCAGAACGCACUGGGCAUCUUCAUUAAAGACCUAAGUGAUAUAGCUGUACCAAUGAGAUUUUGGGUCUUCUUGGUAUUCAAAUCUCAAUGUCACUGUGCUAUAGAGAGAAUUCUCAGCAAAUCAGAAGGACCAAAGAAGGACAAUAGAAACUAACAUUCUUUUAUAACAAUCAGUUGCUAAUGAAUCCCAGCUAUUGUUGUUUAAUGUAUCCUUGAAAUGCCUGAAUCAAAGUUUUUAUGUACAAUAGGAUUUUUUCAAACAGAAUGCUAAUUAAGCCAGAAUAAACUUGAAUGGCGUGGAGCAGCUGCUUUAAUUUAAACAAUAGCUCUUAGUAGUCAAAUGCGCACCAUUCAGCUAUCAAGUAAACCACUUCAGAUGACUCAAACAAUAAAGGUAUUAGGUGUGUGUCAGUUAACUUCCUUGUGACAUCCGAACCUCUUUUGUAAACAUGUUGCGGUAUUUUCUGUGUAGGCUAGAUAUUGAGGACUUGGAUCUAUGAAUCUUCCUGGUUUGCAGUAUUUGUGGGAAGUAAACAUGGAACCAAUUCGUAUCUCACCUCAUUGUCCUACUGAAUUAUGAGUUGCCCUUGUGGUGUGUUUAUUUUUCCAUAUGGUCUGGUUUUGCACCACCAACAUACUGGUAAUGUUUGAAAUUCGGAUCAUUUGGGAUGAUCAGACAAUGUGGUGCUUACCACAUCAGUGGUGUACCUUCUGGGAAGCCAAGAGAAUUAGCAUGGAAGUUAAGUGUAUGAUCUGACUCUGAUCUUAGAUCUGAUCUUGCAAUGUGGGAUUCUAGUAUGUGGAAACGGUGUCUGAACACCAUGUGCAAUGCAGGAAAUGGCCCUCAGUUGUCUUUAUCUCAUUUCUGCCUUCAUGACUUGCAUGGUGAUGAAAAGAAUUACUGUUAGUGGGAUAUCAUUUUCUGUCUUCCAGAUACUGUGCAGUAUGGGAAGGAUUUCAAAAAAUGAAAUUUGGGCAACAGAACCAGAAUCAAAGGCAAGUAUGAUUUCUCAUGCUCUUUUUGUAGGGCUGAACGCAACAUUUCAUUGUCUGGCUUAUAUGACUGCAUCACUAUAAUUUAUUGCCAUAUUAUUAUGAGGAUACCUGAUAGAAAAAUAGCCAUGAACUUAAAAUGGAAAUCUUGGCCUAGUUUCUAGUGUGCAUAGUGUAUUUCAUCAACAGAAGCCCAAACAGCCCUGCAGUCUCCCACUAGAAAAUUGCACAUAAAUAGUUUCUAGUUAGUUAAGUACAGUGGGAAAAUGUAUUCCCGUGCUUUGCAAGUCUCUCGUUCUGCGCCUCAAACUGACCAUCUCUAUCCCAUAGUACCUGUCUCCACCUCCUUCUAGUUCCUGAUAGUCUUAUAGUCUCACUCAUUUGCUGAGAUACCAGAUAGGCGUUCUUCUAGCUUUCAUCUAGCAAGAGUUAUUUUCUGGGACUUUGUUUAACUGCAUUGUACAGUUGCUUUCUUUGUUGUUGAAAUUGCUGUGCUCUAAAAAUGACUGCACAUUCUACCUAGGAUGUCCCGGCUUUCCCAAUCACUACCACGUUUUUGGAGAGGAACUUGCCAUCUGUCCCAGGCCUCUUGGGGUUCCUUGGAUGUUCUGCUUUCCUCACCUCGCUGGCUGCGGCUGGACUUCUUGCCUAUAAAAAGGGACUUAUCUUCCGAGAAUGUUUCUGAAGAAAAUGUUUCAAUUUCGCCCUUCAUGCUGGGUAUUGUAUUUUUAUCGUGGGAAAUGUAUUUUUAUCUGUUGCAUUAUAAGUGGCCUUGAGUGGGUGAGUUUUACCCAUAAAGGUUGCCUAUAAAUAUUUUCAAUGAACAAAUGGAAAGAAGUAUCAACACAUCAAAAAGAGUUUUAGUGUCCAUUUAAAAAUCAAGUAGUAGUGAAGCAAAGCUUCUAUUUUCUUGUUCAAGACCCAUGUUGGGCAAAAGGAUCCUGCUAGCUGGGGGAUGGACUAGAUGACUCACAUGGUCCUUUCCAACUCCAGAAUUCUAUGAUUCCUCACUUACUUUUAUUGAUUAAAGUCAGUGGCCUUUUAUCCGUUAUGCCUUUUGAGAACAAGCCAGAACAGAUACUUUGCACAUUUCACAAUGCUUUUGGAAAAAUUCUGUUUGUCUUAAUUUUUUUUUAAAUCUCACAGUCAACAAAUCAAUGUUAAAGGCUUACUCUAGUGGCUCAUUAAACUAGAUGUUUAUGCUGUCAAGUGCCUGUUGUACUUAGUCUACUGCCAUUUAAAAUGACAAAACUGUAAUUUUGUAAAUUUUGCAACUGUAAAUGUAGUUUCAGCUAUUAUAAGAUAUGAGGUUCAGCAUGGAUUCGACUAAAGAGAAAUAACUACCAUUAAGUGCAAAAGCAAGGUAAUAAAGUUAGCAAGAGAGAUAAUUUAGGAUUCCCAAGGCUCUAUAAAUAAAAGUGAGGUUACGAUACGAGAUGUGUGUAAUUAUUUUACAUGUAUUACUUUACAGAAAUAGGUAUAGAAUCCCUCACUAUGUUCUGAACACAUAAGAAGUUGCUUUGCCAUUUUUGAAACAAGAGUAACUUACAAACCCCUUAAUUAAAAAUAGAAACUAGGGAAGUAGAGUCACACUUGUGUAGAAAGCUAGACAAAAUGUUUCCCUUCUGACACAAACAAAUAAAAAUAAAUCAGCUAAAUGAAAAUGGGUUGUAUUCUGCUAAGCAUUCUUAUUUCUCAUAACUCUGUGGGAUAGUUUAAGUUGACAGACAGUGAGUGGAAUUAAACUAAGUUUCUCAGAGUAGACCCAUUGAAAUUGAUGGGCAUGACUGAGUUAGAUCCAUUACUUUCAGUUGGUCUGUUCUGAGUGAAACUUAGUUGACUAUCCCCCAGAAACUGACCCAUGGUCAUCUAGUGAGCAUGGUGGCUGGACAGGCAUUUGAACCCUGUUCUCCUCAGCCUUACACAGUACUCUACGGGUAAUCAGUGGCUACCAGCCACAAUGGCUAUACUCUGCCUCCACCAUGAUUCUUCUGAAUACCAGUUGUUGAAAAUCACAGGAAGGGAGGAAGGAACACAUAUCUUGUGUUCAGGUCCUGUUUGUGGGUUUUCCACAGGCAUCUGAUUAGCCGCUGUGAAAAUAUAUUCUGGACUAUAUGGGCCAUUGCCCUGAUCCAGCAGCUUUUUCUUAUGUUGUUAAUGUCCAAUGAUAAUGUGACCAAUGGUUCCCGGAAAAGACAAUUUACUUCAGGUAAUGUUAUACAGGUAUGUAGAUAACUGACAAUUUGGUGAUAAGGGUAUCCAAGUCUGUUGGUGCUCCUCUCAUCAUUAACUACCUUUGUAAAAUGGUAGAUACGAUUUGUGCCUCUUAUCUGUGUAAUUUAGUGAAAUGUGCCUUUGAACAUUCCUUGAAUUGUCAUUAAAGUAUCCAUUUAAAACACUCCAGAUCA